This is a messenger RNA of Gaeumannomyces tritici R3-111a-1, 1812 nucleotides long. RefSeq lists its product as hypothetical. Gene Ontology annotation, molecular function: protein serine/threonine kinase activity. The record is from RefSeq and is a predicted model, not a curated record. Gene Ontology annotation, biological process: positive regulation of Ras protein signal transduction; protein phosphorylation. The transcript has a single exon. NCBI's taxonomy places the organism in Eukaryota, Fungi, Ascomycota, Sordariomycetes, Magnaporthales, Magnaporthaceae. The coding region runs from base 70 to 1467 and encodes 465 amino acids.
UGGCGCAUCUGAGUGAGUGUACGGAUUGACGCGUUAAAUCCGCAGUUUCAGCAACCGUUGGCUUGGGUGAUGGAAGAGAUACGUACUGGCACACGACUUGGAAACGGCGGGUGGCGAACCAGUUUUAGUCACCCAAGGCUCACUCAGGCAGCCAUGGGAAGGUCGGAGCAAGUGCGUCGCCACUACAGCAAAUCCCAGCUCGUCGGAUCAUCGGCUAUUAAUCGACCUACCUGUCACGACACCACACAAAGGACGUUAUCUAUCCUUGCUGAUCUGGACGUUGCCAUGAAUCGACAGACUGUUCUGGGGAGCUCACAUCGCGUCCAGAAACAGCGCCCAAGGGAAGGGUCCACACCGGCGGCUCGCGCCCUAGUCUCGUCAUGGACGGCAGGGUUUCCACGGAGGGAGGCGGGCGAGCCAUCGGCCAACAAACAGGCGGGAAUCGCCGGCGGCGCGGACCCGGCCGCCGUCCCCGCGGGCGGCGACCAGACGCCACCCGACAUCCCACAGGCCAUAGCGCACGCGCGCGACAACAUGUUCUCGGCGCUCCCGAAGCGGGGGAUCCCGUCGGCGCUGGCCGCAACGGUCCUCUCCCGGCGCGCCUCCCUCCCGCCCAUGGUGUCGGCGGCCCACCUGCAGGCGCUCCUGGGCUGGACGCCGACCACGGUGGAGCGCGGGGCGGCCGAGCUGGCGCGCGCCGGCACGCUGCGCCGCGUCGCGGUGCCCGGGCGCGGCGCAAUGGGCGAGGUGCUGGUGCUGGCCGCCGACCUGGAGCGCAUGCUGGGGGAGGCCGACGGCCUGGGCGAUGCGGCGCGUGAUGCCUUUGCGCGGAUGCUGCGCGAGCACCCGGCCGCCCAGGCCGUCCCGGCGGGGAGCCUCGCGCCGGAGCACCUGGCCGCCCUCGUGCGCGCGGGCUUCCUGACGGGCGGCCAUGGCGGGGCGGCGGCGGUUGGGGCGUCGAUAUUCGCGCGGCCCGAGGACCGCGGCACGCUCAUCUCGCUGGCGACGGUUGCGAGGGCGGCGUCGGGGACGGUCGGGGCCGUGGGCGGCGAGGGCGGCUCCCGGGAGCACGUGCUCAGCAGUAGUGGGUCUGCCGUCGGGGCCGGGAGCGGGAGCGGGUGCGGCGCCGAGUAUCGGAUCGCGAUACCCGGGGCGGGAGUGGGGCUAAAGCUCGUGGCGGCGGCGCUGGCGCACCUGACGGAGCUGCUCGCGCGGCUGCCGGACCGGGAGGCGCCCGAGGACACACUCCGGGAAAGGUGGGACGGCGGCGGCAACGGUGGCGGCGGGCGGCGGCAGGCGGGGAGGGGCGGGCGAUUCGGGGUGGCCCCCAGUCGGGCGCGGCGAUGGAAGGAGUUCUCCGGGCUGCGGUUCGACUGGGUCCUGGACGAGGCGGUCGGGGCGGGCCUGGUGGAGGUGUUCGAGACGGGGUGCGUCGGGAGGGGCGUCAGGCUUGUGUCGCCGCCCUAAAGUUGUGAAGCAUGGUGCGACGCGCAAUGCGUCCGCCUGCCUCGCUCCCCUCCAAGCCCUGAACCGGGAUCUGAAGCCCGACGGGACCCCCCAGGUCCGACUGACAAGUUGCACAACGGAGAAAUAGAUAUAACGUGUAACGACGGGCACAUAUAGGUACGGAGGUAGUGCCUGGCUGGGAUGUAUGGCUAUCUAAAUGAUGUGGAUGAUCGGUCCAUGUUGGCCCCGUCUCAUGCCGAAAGGCGCCGCGGAUCAGGGGUGAUACUUGUUUCCUAUGUGUAGAAACUUGCAAGCACAGCCCUGCCAAAGGGUACAAAACGCAAAUACGUAUAGAUGUGCAUGGUG